This is a messenger RNA of Paramacrobiotus metropolitanus, 998 nucleotides long. RefSeq lists its product as uncharacterized. The record is from RefSeq and is a predicted model, not a curated record. The coding region runs from base 192 to 914 and encodes 240 amino acids. Lineage: Eukaryota; Metazoa; Tardigrada; Eutardigrada; Parachela; Macrobiotidae. The transcript is spliced from 4 exons.
CGAUGGUCGACUUUCCUACGGUCCGAGAGUUUCGAAGGCUAAUGGCGCGAAGAUGUAUCUUCCCAACAGAUACAAGAAUCCGCCACAGGACAGAGUCAGUAACCGUGGUCGUUUGUGUGGUGCGCGCGCUGCACCGAAGACCUGGCUGCCAAAAGCACAGCAGCCAGCCGUAAACCGUCAAUGUACGGUGCAUGGAAAGGAGCGAAACGCUCCACGAGAAGCACCAUCCGGUUCAUCCUGUGCUGAAAAACGAGCAACAUGAACUUCAGGACGGCAGUAAAGCGCUGCAUGAAAAUCUCGUACCGGUUCCUAACGUCAUGAGUUGCCACAGCCGUGUCCGACCAUUUCGGCAUAGUGACAUUUCGGCAUGUGGACAUUUCGGUAUCAGUGUACCUAGAUUUUAUGCCGAAAUGUCCAUAUGUCGGAGCCUUUAUCAUGCCUGCGUCCAGUCACAUUUGGACUAUUGUUCGACUCUGUGGGCGCCGGCGUCUGUGGCACUGAAAGAAGGACUGGCUAAACUACAGCGCAAAGCACUGCGAGCCAUGACUGGAUACAAAGGCCCUUUCAAGCGGACCUUGAACCAGGAACUGGGAAUCACUUCCAUCCUCCAUCGAUGGAAGCAGAGCGAAGCGGUGUGGCUUUUUAAAAUCUGGAACAAAAGCAAAUUUCCUGUGCCGGAUUAUCUGUCUCGACUCGUGAACUUCCGGGAUAUGAAACAACACUACAACCUGCGGAUUGGUAACCGUGUGGACACGAAAGUGAAAAAGAAGAUCGGCGAGUCCUCUUUCGCUGUACGACUGAAGCAGCUGCUUGAACACGUGCAGAAGGUUAAUGCGGAAAUUUUGAACUCGGAAACUGUUGGGUUUUUUAAGUUUGCUUUAAAGGUGUUGGACUUCGAAGUGCUAGUUGGAUAGCCUGUUUUGAUCUUUCUUGUUUCUGUUUAUUUUUGGUUUUCGACCAGGCAAAGCAAUGUCAUUUUAACACCUGUAAUGUCAUUG